AGGUGCUGGGCUCUGAUUGUACUAGUGUGUGUGGAUUCUGUUUCGAGUUCACCAGCUUCGGCACUAUGUGUGCAGCUAGGCUCUCCGCGGCGGUGCAGUCCACCGUGUAUGCCUUCUCCGCGCGCCCGCUCGCGGGCGGGGAGCCUGUGAACCUGGGCUCCCUGCGGGGCAAGGUGCUGCUCAUUGAGAAUGUGGCGUCCCUCUGAGGCACAACGACUCGGGACUACACCGAGAUGAACGAUCUGCAGAGACGCCUCGGGCCCCGUGGCUUGGUGGUGCUCGGUUUCCCGUGCAAUCAGUUCGGACAUCAGGAGAAUGCCAAGAACGAAGAGAUUCUGAAUUCCCUCAAGUAUAUUCGACCCGGUGGGGGGUUCGAACCCAACUUUACAUUGUUCGAAAAGUGCGAGGUCAAUGGUGAGAAGGCUCACCCGCUCUUUACCUUCCUGCGGGAGUCCUUGCCAGCGCCCAGUGACGACCCGACUGCGCUCAUGACCGACCCCAAGUACAUCAUUUGGUCUCCGGUGUGCCGCAACGACAUUGCCUGGAACUUUGAGAAGUUCUUGGUGGGCCCCGACGGUGUUCCAGUGCGCAGGUACAGCCGCCGCUUUCGCACCAUCGACAUCGAACCUGACAUAGAAGCCCUGCUGGCCCAGCAGCCUAGCAGCUCCUAAGGCAUUCCUGGCAUCCGGGCUUGGUGAUCACUGGCUGCACUCCGGGGGAAGUUCUUCCAUGAUGGCGUUUUCUCUAAAUUUGCAUGGAGAAACACCUGAUUUCCAGGGAAUUCCCUCAGAUGGGCGCUGGUCUUGUCCAUCCCCGCUGCCUAAACAAAGGUGAUUUUCACCACUAAUAAAAUGCUGAAUGUCAAAAGAC
This is a messenger RNA of Mesocricetus auratus (golden hamster), 870 nucleotides long. It is a transcript of the gene Gpx1, whose product is annotated as glutathione peroxidase 1. The record is from RefSeq and is a predicted model, not a curated record. The transcript is spliced from 2 exons. Gene Ontology annotation, molecular function: glutathione peroxidase activity. Gene Ontology annotation, biological process: response to hydrogen peroxide; glutathione metabolic process; response to selenium ion. Gene Ontology annotation, cellular component: mitochondrion; cytosol. NCBI's taxonomy places the organism in Eukaryota, Metazoa, Chordata, Mammalia, Rodentia, Cricetidae.